This is a messenger RNA of Amoebophrya sp. A120, 1411 nucleotides long. NCBI's taxonomy places the organism in Eukaryota, Dinophyceae, Syndiniales, Amoebophryaceae. The record is from the annotation of a GenBank genome assembly.
UGUAUAUUUGUAGCAUUGAUGAUUUCCCACAUGAGCAUGACUGAAGCUAAUAAAAAAGUUGGACUUUGGUGGAAUUGGAUCCAUGUGAAAUUUGGUUUUGGAGGUCAUGGUCAAGGUCAAAAUCACAAAUGACGAAGUUCUUCGCGAGUUCAGGAAAGAUAAGACGUGAAGGGAUCAGUUAGCUCAAAUCCGACGCUCCUCGUAAUUCUAAUUUGAAAUGCAUUUUCGUUCGCAGCAGAAACGCAAAUGACGACGGAUGAGUUGUUGGUGACGACGUCUAAAGCCUUUCUGCGUGGUGCUUUUGGUAAGAACUCCUCCCAAGCUCGAAAAGUGUGUAUACUUCUUCCAAAAUAUUGAAUGACCGCAUCUAUUGUUCAGGAUUUUGAUCGUUGUCUUGUCAAGACAAUAUUUAACUUGAUGUGAAUGGGUUACGGUUAGGUCCCGACUUGUUGAGCAUUUAUAUCUUGAUGUUCUACUCUCGUCCCGUUGCUAGCCCUUCCAUUUUCUGCUGACAUGAUUAUGCGCAAGUAAUAAUUAAGAAAUUCAAGUUGAACUUGAAUAAUAACACGGAAAGGAAAAUAAACAAAAAAAUCCAUCAAGCAAGAUUCUCUUAUUGUGGUUCUCGAACAUCGAGAGUAUACUAAUUGCACCGUAAUAUUGAACAUAGUACAUCUCCAGUAUUGCAAAACCGAAAAUGACGAGGACGACGCUCCUUCUUGUGGUGUCUCAAUUGACAAAAAGUUGUUUCAUCGAGUCGGCGCAGGCGUUGAAAUGUUCGGUUUGGUCACCUGCCGGAACUUGGCCAGGACUCGGUGGCCCGGCGAAGGAAAAGCGGGCACGACGUACCGGCUCGCUGAGCAUCGCGGAGUCGUCUUUCAGAGAUGACUCAGACUCGCCGGGGUUCUUAGGUGAUCGCCUUCCCGGUCGUACGGAGGACGAGACCGCGCAUGCUAGAGGAAGAAGCGCUGGUCAUGGUCAUAGCAAAAGCCUCUCUUCAAUCAGCCUAAACAGCCAGACCGAGUCUUCGGAGUCUGAAGAUUCUGAUUCACAUCCAGACGAAGCAGGAGCUACGCCUGCGAGUCCGCCGUCCGAAGAGGAGCAUGUUGAUCUCAUGACAAUCGCCUUUCCCGGCGCGCGCGCGGCUCCACCGCGGCCUGCAGCCGGCGUUCUAGCAGGUCGUGGUCAUGGGCGUGCUGAACAGCGACCCGCAGGCGGUUCGCGGUCUCGAUCACGAACAAGAACUCCGAUUCGGUCCAGGCCUCCCGCGGCCUCUCUGCUGGCAGCAUCUCCGACGAGCGGAGGGAACCACGAGGACUCGGACGCGGCACGCGAAGAACAAGUCGACGAUGUCGCCAAGCGAGUAGAAAAAAUCGGACAGGAAAUGAUAAAAAAUGAAGACAGCAGCGGGUAA